UUUUAAUCUUCAGUGGCCCAAAGAAGCCCCGAACGAGGGACGGAGAAGAGGGUUCUACGGGGGUUUUUGGAAGGGGUGAACUUCAAUUGCGGCGAGGGAACGGGCAAGAAAUAGGUUAGGGUUUCGACGGUCUCUAUGGCGAAGAAGAAAAAGCAGCAGUAAGGAAAAGCGAAGAUUUGCGAAGGGCAAAGGAAAAAGAUGGCUGGUGCCAAGAAGAACAAUGUGGUCCGGAAGUACAACACAAGGCAAUGCUCUCGCGGGAAGAGGCCCUCCCCUUCUUCUUCUUCUGGUCCUUCUUGCUAUCGCGGGAAGAAGCCCUCCCCUUCUUCUUCUUCUGGUCCUUCUUGCUAUCGCGGGAAGAAGCCCUCCCCUUCUUCUUCUUCUUCUGGUCCUUCUUGCUAUCGCGGGAAGAAGCCCUCCCCUUCUUCUUUUUCUGGUCCUUCUUGUCCUCCUCCUCCCGCACAGCCUUCUUUCUUUAAGAUCAUGCUCGGUGGUUUCAAAGAGCACUUGUUCAUACCGCCAAAAUUCGCUAAAAGAUUAGUUGGCUUAGUCAAUCAGAAUGUAUGUCUUCAAGAUUGUCUUGGAAACUCAUCAAGUGUUAAAAUCUCUGUGGUUGAUAGUUCUUUGGCUUUUCAAGAAGGAUGGCAUGAUUUUGUGUUGGAUCAUUCCAUUGAUUUUGGGGAGUUUUUGGUAUUCAAAUAUCUCAGUAAAUCAUUGUUUUCUGUUCAAGUUUUUGGCAUUGAUGCCUGUGAAAGAGAAGAAUUUGGCGAAAGAAAUGGCAAUUCUUCAUGCACAAGGAAGACAAGUAAUGCAGAUUUGUCCCUUGGAAGGUUACAGUUUCGUAAAAGGCGUAGAACUUUUGAAGUAUCAAAAGAUGAAUCUUGUCCUGGUAAGAAACAUCUGGGAACGAAAGAUGAUUCUUCUGAUUCUGAUGUGCAAAUUUUAGAAGAUGAAUGUGUUGCUAAAGACGCGGUGGAAUUUGGUAAUGAACCCAAAGAAACUCCUCAACAUCACCAUGAUCCUGGAAGUUCACAAAUUGCAGAUGUCAUAGAUCUAACUGGUCCACAGGUCAAUAUGUUCAGUGGACAGGUUAUAGUGGAACCUGAAGAAAAUGUUCCUGUUGAGCGAUCCAAAACAUGUGUUGCUAAAGGUGUGGUGGAAUUUGGUACUGAAUCCAAAGAAACUCUGCAACAUCACCGUGAUCCUGGAAGUUUACAAAUUGCAGAUGUCAAGGACCUAACUGGACCACUGGUCAACAUGUUCAGUGGACAAGUUUCAGUGGAACCCAAAAGAAAUGUUCCUGUUGAACGAUCCAAAACAUAUGUUGCACAUGGAAUUUUAUUGGAUGACCAGAAAACAGUUGAAACUGGGAUUCAUUUUGACCAUAUGGUGACAUUCCAAUUGGUUGAACAAAGCUUAUCAGGUCAUGAGGAUAGCCAUGGCAAAUCCCAUACUGCACCAACAGUUGCAUGCAGAAGAUCUAAGACCAAGGAUCAGAUUGUAAGCUGUUGGGGGACCAUCCCUUAUAAUUCUAAAUUAGAUUCCUCACUGCCACAAAACGAAACUAAGAAUUAUCUAGCAGAAGAACCGGAAGAACACAAAAUCAAGAAGAUUGGUUUGAAGGGACACUCCACUCCUGAAGUUAUGACGGCAAUUUUGGUUGCAUCUGAGAUGGUUGCUUGCAAAUUUCUUCUCACAGAGGAAGGCAUAUGCCACAUUGUCAAUGACUAUGAGAAGAAUGGACUCGGUGCAGUUACAGUAACCCCUAUUUGUGUUUCCACCAUGGAAAUUGGUACUUGCAUAGACUGCAAUCACAGUGUUACCAUGUCUAAUGAUGCCUCCUGUCAUCUUCAAAGUGUUCCUGAAGUUAAUUUCCAUGGACCUGCAACAUACUCUAUUGAAACGAGCAAUGGCAUGCGUACAUAUGAAGAGAAUGGAAAUGCCCCAGGAUUUUUAUCCGGAAAAGACUUUUCUAAAUUGGAUGGAAGUGUCAGAAGUAUCCUACAGGAUGUACCUGGUAUAGACACUCCUCAGGGAAAUUCAAUCAGAUAUGGAAUGAUGCUGGAUGCCCUUCCAGUAGAGGAUGAGGAUGCUGUCUGCAUGAGAAGUCAAAAUCUUGAACCUGUUGAAGUUGAUAACAUGGAUUUAGAUGACCUAUCUUUAGCAAAUUCUUUCUGCUUCAGGUUAACUUUAUCGUCCAGCAACAGGUGCCAGCUUGCGUUGCCACUCGGUAUUCCAUUUCACAUGAGACAAGAACGGAAAGACAUAAUUCUCCGGGAUCCAUCUGGCAGAUCAUGGCCGGUCUUGUACCAUGAGAGCAACCAGUUUAUAGGAUUUUUAAAUGGGUGGGAGGAAUUUGCAACAGCAAACAAUCUUCAGCAGGGAAAUCUGUGUGAGUUCUUUGUGGUAACUGGUGCGCCUGAUCCUACAUUCCAAGUGCAGAUAAGGCAUACAUGAUCCCAUACGUGUCCUGAACAUAUGAUGUCUAUACAUGCAUUUUGGUCAUAGUAUAUAUUAUCCGUUUGUUCUCUACUUGAGUAUUAUGUACAUAGGUUUGACCACCCGGCACAAGAUGCUGAAUUACCAAGUAAAUAUAUGUUUAUGCUUUGAUAUUUUCA
This is a messenger RNA of Musa acuminata subsp. malaccensis (wild Malaysian banana), 2618 nucleotides long. NCBI's taxonomy places the organism in Eukaryota, Viridiplantae, Streptophyta, Magnoliopsida, Zingiberales, Musaceae. The record is from RefSeq and is a predicted model, not a curated record.